AUGGAGCCUCAUGGUAGGCUGAUUUUGUUUACCUGCCUUCAUGGAUUCCUUCUUUUAUGCAUGAACACACCUCUGGAAUCUGCAACUCUACCUAGUUGUAAUACUUCUGGAAAUGAAACUGAUCGUCUGGCGCUGCUGGACUUGAAGAAAAGAAUCACUCAAGAUCCUCUCCAUGUCAUGAGCUCAUGGAAUGAUUCCCUUCAUUUCUGCAAUUGGGUUGGCGUUACAUGCAACCGUUGCACCAAAAGAGUUGUGAUUUUGAAGCUGACUGCUCAAAAAUUGGCAGGCUCCUUACCAAAAUCUAUAGGAAAUCUUUCACGCCUUACCGGAAUCGACCUGCUGAACAACAGCUUUGCUGGUGAAAUUCCUCAAGAAAUAGGUCGUCUUCGAAGCCUGCGAUCUCUCAACCUGUCUUGGAAUUCCUUUGGCGGCAAAAUUCCAAGUAAUAUAUCUCACUGUGCACAACUAAGAGUGCUUCGUUUAGGCGCCAAUGAGCUUAUUGGAUCCAUUCCGAACCAACUCAGUUCAUUGGUGAAUUUAUAUUAUGUAUCUGCUACUCGUAACAAUCUCACUGGAGCAAUCCCAAAUUGGAUAGGAAACUUUUCUUAUUUGCAUACUCUUUCUCUUCCGAAAAACAAUUUUCGAGGAAGCAUACCAAAUGAGCUCGGGCGUCUGACACGCUUGGCGGAAUUUGACAUUUCAUUGAAUAAUCUCUGCAUGGAGAGCUACCACCAAAUGUUGGCAUUAGUCUUCCCAAUCUCGAAUUUUUCAUGUGGUAUGAACAACUUCACAGGAGCUAUUCCUGCGUCGUGGUCAAAUUCUUCUAGACUUCAGGAGCUUGAUUGUUCUGCAAAUGGUUUGACCGGGACACUCCCUGCUGAAAAUCUUGGAAGGUUGCGAAGCUUAGUUUGGAUAAACUUCAGUCGCAAUAGACUGGGAAGUGGGAAAGCUGGUGACUUGAAUUUUCUCAGCUUCUUGGCUAAUUGUACUGGCCUAGAGGACUUGGGUCUGGACAUAACCAUUUUGGAGGAGAAUUGCCAAGGUCCAUAG
This is a messenger RNA of Prunus armeniaca (apricot), 1050 nucleotides long. The record is from the annotation of a GenBank genome assembly. NCBI's taxonomy places the organism in Eukaryota, Viridiplantae, Streptophyta, Magnoliopsida, Rosales, Rosaceae.